Messenger RNA from Cucurbitaria berberidis CBS 394.84, 1441 nucleotides. Its product is annotated as WD40 repeat-like protein. Bases 58 to 1137 code for a protein of 359 amino acids. Gene Ontology annotation, cellular component: catalytic step 2 spliceosome. Gene Ontology annotation, molecular function: protein binding; RNA binding. The record is from RefSeq and is a predicted model, not a curated record. Lineage: Eukaryota; Fungi; Ascomycota; Dothideomycetes; Pleosporales; Cucurbitariaceae. The transcript is spliced from 5 exons.
CACGACAGUCCCCCGACACGCUUCACAACACCACGACCGGAUCUACAUAUUACCGCGAUGUCACGAGAAAAGCGACCGGCUGCCGACGCAUUCGGCUCGAGCCAACUGGUCAAGCGCGCGAAGUCGGACGCGAACCUUGGUGGAAGCACUGAUGUAGCUGUGGUGAAUGGAACAGCGCAAAAUGGGGCCCUCAUACAAGCAGGAUCGCGCACUGGCGCACUGCAGUCUCCAGUCAUGGAGUUGACAGGCCAUUCUGGAGAAGUAUUCGCAGCUCGAUUUGACCCCACCGGCCAGUUCAUUGCCUCUGGCUCAAUGGAUCGAUCAAUACUACUUUGGCGCAGCUCCGGCUCAUGCGAAAACUACGGCAUUCUCAGCGGACACAAGCAGGCCGUCUUAGAUCUACACUGGUCACGAGACUCGAAAGUCCUAUUCUCCGCAUCCGCAGACAUGAACCUGGCAAGUUGGGACGUUGAGACUGGCGAAAGGAUACGAAGACAUCCCGGACACGAGGAAGUGAUUAAUUGCAUGGACGUCAGCAAGCGCGGCGAGGAGAUGCUCGUGAGCGGCUCCGACGAUGGUUAUAUUGGGAUCUGGGAUACGCGAACGAAGGACGCUGUAACCUUCAUCCCCACAGAUUUCCCCAUAACUGCGAUAUGCCUCGCAGAAGCUGGCAACGAACUAUUUACGGGUGGCAUCGACAACGAUAUCAAGGUCUGGGACCUACGGAAGCAAGCUGUCACAUACACACUGCUUGGCCACACCGACACGGUGACUUCAUUACAAAUGUCCCCAGACAACCAGACCCUUCUUUCGAACGCACACGACUCGACUGUCAGGACAUGGGACGUUAGGCCAUUUGCCCCCGCAGAUCGCCGUAUCCAGACGUAUGAUGGAGCGCCCACAGGGCAGGAGCGCAACCUUUUGAAAGCAAGUUGGGAUUCGAAGGGCGAAAAGAUCGCAGCGGGCAGCGGAGACCAGAGCGUAGCCAUUUGGGAAGUGCGGACAGGGAAGCUUUUGCACAAGCUUCCUGGCCAUCGCGGCGCAGUGAACGAUGUGCGCUUCCAUCCAAGGGGCGAACCACUACUGGUCUCUGCAUCCUCGGAUCGCACACUCAUGGUAGGAGAGCUAGGCAAGUGAAGGUACAAGUGGAAGAUCUGGCUACGGAUUCUUGCUUUUAGAAGAGCGCCGCGAGAAGAGUGAGGUAGGCCCAAGAGGAGAUGAGCGGCAGGUCUGCUGCGCCGCGGAUAAGUCACAGAGGCGUUCUUAUGGACUGGAUACGCCGGUGCGACGUUUGCGGAGUUAGGGAGUCAGAUGCACAGUAAGCGUUGGGGAGUGAGGGACCGAUGGACGCGAAAAGGACGCGAACAGGUCAUCUACCUGCAGUGCAACGACAGCACGCAGGUAAACAAAUACAAUCAACACGACGCGAUUUGAUAUCCUC